UUUUCUCAUUGUAAUAUAUAUAAUUCUAUAACACAAAAAAAAUGGUUUUUCUCAAAAACACUUUUCUUUUCAUUGUUUUGCUCUUGCCUUCACUAUGCUACAGCAAUAAUUAUGUUUCAAGAGUUUCCUAUUACAGCACCCCAGAUGGCAUGGGGACACCAAGUGGAGCAUGUGGCUACGGAGACUAUGGCAAAGAUGUGAAUAGUGGCGAUGUUUGCACAGCCUCCAAGCGCCUUUACAAAAAUGGAGCUGCCUGUGGAACUUGCUACCAGGUAAGGUGCAAGGACAAGGAUUUGUGCAGUGAUGAGGGCACAAAAGUAGUUGUGACUGAUAAUGGAGAAGGGCAUGGAACAGACUUCAUUCUAAGCUCCCGUGGCUAUGCUAAAAUGGCAAAGCAGCCUAAUAUGGCUCAGCACUUGUUUGCUAAAGGAGUGGUUGAAGUAGAAUAUCGUAGAGUUUCUUGCAAAUAUGGUGGAGGAAAUCUCAUGGUUAAAGUCCAAGAACAUAGCAAGCACCCUAACUACCUUGCUAUUCUUGUUAUGAACCAAGGUGGUGCCACUGACAUUCUCUCUGUCGAAGUCUUCCAGGAGGAAACAAAAGAAUGGAUAUCAAUGAGGAGAGCUUAUGGAGCUAUAUUCGACCUAUCGAACCCACCAAGUGGUGAACUUAAAGUGAGGUUCCUCACAAGUGCUGGUGCUGAAACCAAAUGGGUGGAGUCUGAUAAGGCUGUAAUCCCUGCUGAAUGGAAAGCUGGGAUCACUAUUGAGACAGAUAUUCAGCUCUCUUAAUCAAAACUAUUAUAUAUCUAUAUCUACCUUCUAAUGAAUUACUAUUGCUACACUGCUACUUCAGCUAUCAGUUUACAGAAUAAAUUUUAGAUUAGUUGCGUAUUAGACAUCACCUCGUGUACUUGGUUCUCCAAUGUAUUGAUAUAAUAAACUUCUUCACUGCUGUUUGUUGAGUUA
Messenger RNA from Solanum tuberosum (potato), 965 nucleotides. RefSeq names its product expansin-like B1. The transcript is spliced from 4 exons. Gene Ontology annotation, cellular component: extracellular region. Lineage: Eukaryota; Viridiplantae; Streptophyta; Magnoliopsida; Solanales; Solanaceae. Bases 42 to 788 code for a protein of 248 amino acids. The record is from RefSeq and is a predicted model, not a curated record.